AUGAGUACGCAGACUAGUGAUGUCGAAUCCACGGUCGUCGUCUCGAUACCGCGACGGCCACACACGAAAUCAAGGUCUGGGUGUCUUGAUUGCAGAAGACGCCGGGUUAAGUGCAGCGAAGAGAAACCUGAGUGCCGUGCCUGUCGUCGGCGGGGAGUCGAAUGCCAAUAUCCGCCAUCUACAUAUCGCCGUUCACCAGUUAGCCAACACGCUGAUGAAGCCUCGCCUGCUUCAGCUUCAACUUCAACUUCAACGCCCGGACAGCCAUUGAUCCAGUGCCAGUGCCAGUGCCCAUGUCAUCAUUUCUCACCAAUCCCUAAUCUCUCUCUACUUUCGCGUCCUGCUAUAACCGCGACGCCAUUAUACGAACAAUCUCCUGUCAUCUUUAGCAUCGAAGAGAUGGCCCUUUUCCAACAUUGGACUCUUCACACUAGUCUCGACAUCUAUAAGAAUUCGAGCUUAUCCUCUAUCUGCCAAGUCGAAUUUUCUCAAUCAGCAUUACAACACCCAUUUGUCAUGCACGCUGUCCUCAGUCUAACUGCCGCUCAUAUCGCGUAUCUGAACCCUGAAAAGAGGCUUCGGUAUAUAGCUAACGCUGCUCAUUACCAUAACGAAGGUCUAAAAGGGUUUAGGGAAGCUAUAGCCCAGAACGACGAUAGAAUAGCUGAAGCCCUGUUCGUUUGGUCGGCCCUGAAUCUAUUAUACGUCUUUGGUGUCUCUGGCAGACUGGGUGAAAGCCUAUGUGACGACUUGGACUGGGGCAUUGUCACGGUCUUGGAAUCAUAUGAGUCUUUCCAUACCCCAAGCUCCACGCCUUUACAAAACAUCCUGUCGGUUGGGAAUCUUGAAGAAAUACAACCCCCUGAUGAAGCCACUGAUGCUGAAGAUGAGCAGUUCUGUCAGUUGAGGAGUAUCUGGGAAAAUAAUAAUAAUGCGUCGAUUUAUGAAAACACUCUGCAGGCUCUCAGGCAAUGUCGGUUCUUUAUGGAACAAUUUUCUGAUAAAGCUACUAAAGAUGCUGGGGAUUUUGAUAGAACUUGGCAAGGAGCAUUUGCGUUUGUUGGUUUAGCCCCUAAGGAAUACUUUCCUCUGCUACAUCAGAGACAGCCCCCAGCCUUGAUCUUAUAUGCGUUUUAUGGAGGGUUACUGUACUCACUUGAUGAUUGUUGGUUUAUGGAAGGAUGGGGCUAUGAUAUUGUAGAAGUAGUUAAUAAUUUGCUAGGUUCUUAUUGGGAAAGUUGGAUAGCAUGGCCAGUCAAAGCUGUUAACUUAAGAAAGGACAAAAGUAAACUAAUAAGCUAUUAA
Molecule: messenger RNA, 1305 nt
Organism: Fusarium oxysporum Fo47
Lineage: Eukaryota; Fungi; Ascomycota; Sordariomycetes; Hypocreales; Nectriaceae
Product: Zn(II)2Cys6 transcription factor domain-containing protein
Exons: 3
Coding region: 1-1305 (434 amino acids)
Biological process (GO): regulation of transcription by RNA polymerase II
Molecular function (GO): zinc ion binding; DNA-binding transcription activator activity, RNA polymerase II-specific
Source: RefSeq, a predicted model, not a curated record